UCACAAGCAUUUAUACCCACUAAAAUUAAUUUGGUCAUAGUUUACAAUUUCCGAUUGUUAUUUUAAUAAACGGUUUUUAAGAAUGUAGUUUAUUCUUAUCGUCACGGUUUUAACUAAGUUUUUACGUUAGGUAUUUUAUGUCGAUUAUAACAUGGAGGAAUACGGUAUAAUCAACUCAAUUAAGGUGGCUGUAGAUACUGUGAUAUUGGUUGGAUUAGCUAUUUAUCUGACGUGGCACUUCUGGAACAAACGUACACCUGGUGGCGCCCCAGGACCCCGAGGACUUCCCUUCAUUGGGGCAAUCACAUCCAUACGAAAACACCCCGAGCAUGCAAUGAUGAAAUGGAACCAACAAUAUGGUCCUGUUUGUAUGGUGAGGUUGGGGUUUAAAGAUAUCCUGCUAUUGGGGAGUUACGAAGCUGCUCAUGAAGCACUGGUUAAGAGUCCGGAUUUCGCAAACCGACCACCAGCUCAUUCCAUUGAAGUGAUCGCAGGAGGAAAGGGAAUAGUGAUGAUACCGUUCGGUCCUUUUCAUCAAGAGCAGAGAAGGUUUGGUCUAAAUGCACUACGAGAGCAUGGUAUGGGUCGAAGGGCAUUGGAACCUACAGUUCAUUUGUGUGCGCAAGAGCUAUGCGAAAGAAUUGAGGAGUAUGGAUCAAAACCAUUUAAUCUUGACAACGAGGUGUACCAGUCAGUGUCCAGCAUUAUUUCUCGACUCGUAUUUGGUCAUGAUGUCGUUCAAGAAAAUCUAGAAUUUCGUAAAAUGAUUUUCCAGAUGAUUGAACCGAAUAAAUUGAACAUUCUCGCAGGGAUUCUUGCGUUCGCCCCCUACCUCAAACACCUCCCGUUCUUCAGCGAAAUUCACAGAAAAAACAAAGAAUUUAGACUAAAAAUGGAGUCGUCGAUUCGUAAAGAAAUAGAAGAACAUAUGGAGACACGUGACCGAAAGGAACCACGUGACUACAUCGACAGUUUCUUAAACGAAAUGGAAAAAUCAAAUCAAGUACCAAAGGCAGAAGCAAUGACACCUACCGACGAGGACGAACCGAAUACAAAAAACGAAGAAUGGAAACAAUAUUCAUCUUUUACCCAGAACCAACUUAUUGCUAUGGUACGAGAUCUCUUUAUGGCGGGAACGGAUACUACGUCAUCGACCACAUGUUGGAUCAUUCUCUUCCUCUGUCGAUACCCGGAGGUUCAGAGGAAGAUGCAAGAAGAAGUGGAUCAAGUUCUUGGAUCAAAUGGAGUACCAAAGAUGGCACUUGCUGAGAAGAUGCCCUACACACGAGCUGUUAUUCAGGAGAUCGCAAGAAUGAGACCAACCUUGCCCCUUUCUGUUCCUCACUGUACUACACAAGACACAAUGAUGAUGGGAUACAAAAUUCCAAAGGACACCAUCGUACUAACUAACAUCUGGGGAAUUCACCAUGAUGAGAAACUGUGGAAAAACCCAUACGACUUUAAUCCGGAGAGGCAUCUUGAUUCAAAUGGCAACUUCGUGAAAUCAAGCAACAUAAUGCAGUUCAAUAUCGGUCUUCGAAGCUGCCUUGGUCAACAGCUUGCGAAAAUGGAGUUAUUUCUGCUGACCACAAGCUUGUGUCGUCACUUUUCGUUUUCUGUCGUAGGUGAGGUAGAUAUGGAAGGAGAGAGCAUGGUCACUUUAAGACCGUGUUCAAUGGAAGUGGUGGCAACAAAACGAGCAUAGGGGACAAAUGCAAAAAACAAGAAUUUCGAAGCAAAUUAUGCAAAACUACUGUUUGUGCUUUUCAAUGCAAUUAUUUUUGAAUUACUGUGAUAUUUAAACGCUGGUGAAUAUUUUCCGAUUUAAAAUCACCUGUAUAAAUUUAAUAAUCUGUUCCUUGCGUUUAAUCGUUUGAUAACUAUAUAUAUACACGCCGCCUUAUACACCUGAGCGAGUAGUUUGUAUUGUGUGUUAUAUCUUUGUUUGUUUUGAUUCUCAUGGAAAAAUAAACUUUAGUUGGAAAAAGCA
Messenger RNA from Ciona intestinalis (vase tunicate), 1990 nucleotides. NCBI's taxonomy places the organism in Eukaryota, Metazoa, Chordata, Ascidiacea, Phlebobranchia, Cionidae. The record is from RefSeq and is a predicted model, not a curated record.